AUGAAUCCAGUGUCUCCAAAGUUGGUUACGUUAUGCAGCCAGAACCGUACUCCACCACACCAACGGUUUAAGCCAUGGAUAAGCAAGGCAUGCAUCCUGAGGCCCCUUACCCAGGAACACAUUUGCCAGCUGGGUAUCCCCCUCAGUAUCCACCGGCAGCAUUCCCAGAUUGAUCAGAUUCUGAUUCAUCAGCAAGUUGAACUUCUGGAAGCCUUAACUGGCUUUGAGACAAAUAACAAAUAUGAAGUCAAGAACAGCCUCGGGCAGAGAGUUUACUUUGCUGUGGAAGACACUGACUGCUGCACUAGAAACUGCUGCGGAGCAGCUAGACCUUUCACCAUGAGGAUCCUGGAUAAUAUGGGCCGAGAAGUCAUGACUCUGGAGAGACCCCUGAGAUGCAGUAGCUGUUGCUUCCCCUGCUGCCUCCAGGAGAUAGAAAUUCAAGCUCCUCCUGGUGUGCCUGUCGGCUAUGUGACUCAGACCUGGCACCCAUGUCUGCCGAAGUUCACGCUCCAAAACGAGAAGAGGCAGGAUAUUCUAAAAGUUGUUGGUCCGUGUGUUGUGUGCAGUUGCUGUUCUGAUAUUGACUUUGAGCUCAAAUCUCUGGAUGAACAAUCUGUAGUUGGCAAAAUUUCCAAGCAGUGGUCAGGUUUUGUGAGAGAGGCCUUCACGGAUGCGGAUAACUUUGGCAUCCAGUUCCCUCUUGAUCUUGAUGUGAAGAUGAAAGCUGUGAUGCUUGGAGCCUGUUUCCUCAUAGAUUUCAUGUUUUUUGAAAGAACUGCGAAUGAGGAACAAAGAUCAGGAGUAUGGUAGUGGUUUCCUGAGAUUCAGUGACUACAUGUGGAUGGAUGGACAUUUCACGGAACUAACGGGACUAAGAAGAACUCAGAAUGCUUUGUUUUCUUCCCUGAAAUAACUUUAUAUCGAUUAACCUGUGGUGCCUAUAGGUCUUGUUGUCCAAUUGUGCUUUCUAAUUAUAGUUUAUUUUCUAUAAUUCUGUGAUGUAUUUUUUUUUAUAUUCUUAAAGUAUAUAUCGUGAAUUUGUGAAAAAAAUCAUUUUUUUACAUGUAGAAAUGAGCUUGUCUAAGAAAAAAUGCUUUGACUUAUGAUCUUUUAUUCAUUUUCCAUUUUUCUAAAAAUAUAAUUAUUGGAAUUUAAUAUAAAACUACAUAUUAAAUGUAAUUGUAAUUACACAAAAGACCUGAUAUCAUUUUACAAAUACUACCUACUUAAGACCUUUAAAAACUGUUUCUACUUUUUUUCCUUUAGGGUAAUAUAGUCAUUAGUCAAUAUAGUCAUUAGUAAGGGAUAGUAAAUGUAUUUUCAUGUUUUAAAAAAAGAUUUUAUAUAUUUAUUUUAUGUAUAUGAAUGUUCUGCCUGCAUGUAGGUCUCCACACCAGAAGAGGGCAUUAGAUCUCAGUGUAGAUGCUUGUGAGCCACCAUGUGGUUGCUGGGAAUUGAACUCAGGACCUCUAGAAGAACAGACAGUGCUCUUAAAACUGCUGAGCCAUCUCUCCAGCACCAGUAAAUGUAUUUUCUUUCUCUCCUUAGAAAACCAGCAUAGUUAUAUAAAUCUACUUCUACUUUUUAUGCCAAUAAUAUAUUUAUAACAUAAUAAUAUAUUAUAAUUUGACAUAUAAUACAAUA
Acomys russatus (golden spiny mouse) is the source of this 1647-nucleotide messenger RNA. RefSeq names its product phospholipid scramblase 1-like. Lineage: Eukaryota; Metazoa; Chordata; Mammalia; Rodentia; Muridae. Gene Ontology annotation, biological process: phosphatidylserine exposure on apoptotic cell surface. The record is from RefSeq and is a predicted model, not a curated record. Gene Ontology annotation, molecular function: phospholipid scramblase activity. The coding region runs from base 1 to 813 and encodes 270 amino acids. The transcript has 8 exons. Gene Ontology annotation, cellular component: plasma membrane.